AUGGGAAGAGCACGACGAGGCUUGGUCCCAGGAGCCGCCGCUGGGCCCAAGGAGCGGCACAAGAGAACUCAAAGAUCGCAGUAUCGCAACCCCUACUCGCCUCGACAUGACGCCUUCGUGGCAAAACCGCCGCCGCCAAAAUCAAAGCAUCACUCAUACUUCGAGCUGGUUGAGAAUAAAGAAAAGAAGAAGAAGCUCGAGUAUCAGAUCACGACGGAAAAGACCCCGCCACCGGGGUUCGAGUUUGUCCCCAUCGGCAACCCCCAGCUUACCGCAGCCUGCAAGGAAAUAUCCCGCGAAAAAGAUGCCAUGAUAUUUAUUGUUUCCAAUGCAAAAGGUCUUGAUGAAAGCAGCCUUGCCAACCAAGUGCAUCGAAUUGGCCAUCAUAUCAGGCAAGUCAUUGUUGAGGAAGCCAAGGCGAGCAUCGAUGACAUGCCUCACCUUAUCGGUGCGGUAAUAGGCGCAGGCCCUGAGCCCAUUCCUGAAUCCCAGAGCGCCUAUCAUGCUCAAGUUGAUGCCGCCAUUAGGGACCUGUUUCCACGGAUUCCCAAUACUGACCGUCAGAUGAUUAUCGAGCACUCCUUCACUCGGGGAUCAACUAAUCGAUCUGAGCAUCCUGUCGGCUUCUCAGAAGACAUUCCACUCUCUCGCAGAGUCCAGCUGGCAGUCCUUGCCCACAUAAGGCACACUCAUACGCGGUAUGAUGCACUGUUGAGGGAGACAACUUGGCAGAAUGCACGACGAACUGUAGAAUCUCUGUGUCUCGACAUCCUCGUUAAGUGGCGGGGAGAUGAGGAAACCGGUCGCGACCAACUGGACGAGAUCCUGCGUGAGGUUGUGGUAAUCUCUGAUUCCGAGGAUGAUGACGAUGAAGAUGAUGACGACGACUCGACCGACUAUACGUCGGACGAAGAAGAAGCUGAUCAUGCCAGGCUCACACCCAUGCCUGUGUCUCGGUCAGCACAACCUAUCCGUCUUAUAUAUCAGCCAGAUCGCUCCCCUCCUAGGUCCUCUGUUCGAGAAGCGAUCCAAGUGUUUUCUCCCCCCGCUCCAAAUGGGGUAGCAUUGGGGCACACUGAUAGUGGUCGCAGAGUUGACAGGAGAGCUCAGCGUGGGUUCAGAAGAUACCGCGCCUGGGAAGAAGCCAUCAGACGUAAUCGAGUGGAAACACCAGUGGCUGGGCCGCCCUCUCUGGAUACUGCCAUCAGUCAUGCCGCAUAUCAGCCUUCCAGGCCUAUUGGGCCUUCUUAUGACAUCUAUGUUCGGCCAUAUGACAACCCAAGUCCAGUGGCUCAUCCCCCUGGAACUUCCCCAAGUUUGAAUAGCCGGAUACAACGGCCCAUGUAUGAGGUACCAUCUUCUUUGACUUCGUCACCCUACCGUGGUCCGCCUAUAGAUGCUCGGCCUUCUCACGAAAAGGUAAUGUCCGUUGUGCCGUUCUCAGCCAGCACGUCAUCUCGCGAUCUGGCUUCUUCGGCUUCCAGUCAUUUCUCAGACAUGUUGGUGCGGUCUAUUGAGCCGGCAUCCCCAGCCGUGCAGUCCACAUACAUACGCACCCUACCCCCAAGGAGCCAAGUCUCGGUAAGUUCUUAUGCAACACCGGUCACACCACUGGCCGGUUCUCAGCAUCCCCCUAGGCUUGUUUCCAAUCCAGGAGAAGGAAUCCAUUCUUGGGACCGCCCCCCAGCGCCGCAUGUAACCUAUGAUGGACCGCAAAAUGCCUUGGAUUUCGAUGCCAUUUCCAGUAGAGAUUCCAUCCGUUCGCAUGACUUCCGUGGCCAGACAUAUCCGCAUCCCACGGCAUAUGGAGCACCGCCAGCAUCUUCUUUUCCUCAUCCGGCGUCAGGCAACCCAGUGUCAACUUCUUCUUCCAGGCUUCCGGAGAUGAGGAGAAUCGUUCUAAAUGCAACCCGCCCUGGAGAGCGGUCAAAUCCUAUCCUUAUGGAGGAUCGAGGCGGAUACUAUGAAAGGGUCAACCCUCGACCUGAGGGUAGCGGGAGAAUUCAACUACGACCCACUCGCCCUGCUCAGCCACCGGUAGAGGUUGAGGUCCAAACCACUGUCAGGCCUCACACGAUUUUUCAAUGGGAAGAAGAUUCGAGACACAGAGCCGAGCGCCGGGGUGUUGCAGAAAUCGAGGCCAAUCCUCUAUUCGAUUCUCGCCCCCGUCCACCCCAAGCCCAUACUCACCCCUACCCUCCUCGCGACUACUAUGGCGCACCGAGGCUUGAACCACUGACCAAAGAGCCGGACUACAGAGUACAAACCCGGCAAGUGCCUAGUGGAGAGUAUGCUGCACCACCUCCUGAGGGUUAUUGGGUCAUACGACAAUACGGUGACAGACAGGUCCCACGACCUCAUCCCGAACCGAUUUAUCAUCCCGCCACACGACCCCCUGGGGUAGAUGAGCGGUAUGACACUAGACGAGAGCACCCGGGCCUAGGUCAGCCAGUAUCAAACGUAAUUGUUAUCGACUGA
Messenger RNA from Trichoderma aggressivum f. europaeum, 2478 nucleotides. RefSeq lists its product as uncharacterized. The coding region runs from base 1 to 2478 and encodes 825 amino acids. NCBI's taxonomy places the organism in Eukaryota, Fungi, Ascomycota, Sordariomycetes, Hypocreales, Hypocreaceae. The record is from RefSeq and is a predicted model, not a curated record. The transcript has 5 exons.